CUAGACGCAGAGCAAGUAGGCACGAUUUUAAAAGGCUAGAGAAUUGUCCAAGCAUGGCGACAUUCACGUGUCAAGUUUAUUAUCUGGAUGAUAGGGACCCUUUUUCGUGUAAUUCUCUGUCGCUUUUGGAGCCCAUUAAACCGAUAUCAUUUACAAUUUUAAUGGAGCUCCCAUUAAGUAGUCAGCUUCCUGCAAUUCAUAAAAUCCUACACCCGCCACAUCGCCUCGAAGACAGUACACUCCAGCUGUACAAGUUCGGUCAGGCUCAAUCCGAAUUCGGUUCAUACCUGGAUCUUGACUCUACAUUACAGGAGCAAUGGGAAGAUUUGGAAAUAUCUGCCGAUCAGGAGAACAGUGUUGUUCUUCGAACAAAGCUCGUUGUCCGUGUUAAAGCAAUCAUUGAAAAAUUAUUGGAUGCCAAUGGUCGAGAGUUAAAACGUUCGCUCUUUUCAUUAAAACAAAUAUUUCAGGAUGACAAAGACCUUGUACAUGAAUUUGUUACACAUUCCGGUUUAGAUUGUUUAGUGAAUGUUGGCUCUAGAUCAGAUCAAAAUAUACAAAAUUAUAUUCUUCGAGCUUUGGGGCAAAUUAUGCUCUAUGUUGAUGGAAUGGCUGGAGUGAUUGAACAUCCAAAUAUUCUACGAUGGUUAUAUUCUUUGUUAACGUCUAAGUUUCGACUCGUUAUGAAGACCGCGCUCAAACUCCAACUGUUAUUUGUUGACUAUGCUGAAAUGAAUGCAAUGAUUUUUGUUAAAUCUGUAGAAGCAUAUCAUGCAAAUACGCCUACUUCUGGUCGACCUUGGUCGUACAUAAUCAAUAUACUGAAUAAUGAAGCUAGUGAUUCGGAAUUAUUAAUCUAUGCAAUGACUUUGCUAAAUAAAACAUUAAAUUCUAUACCAGAUCAGGAUACAUUUUAUGAUGUCACAGACUGUCUAGAAGAAAUGGGAAUGCAGAAAAUUGUUCAAUGUCAUUUAACAAAGAAAAACUGUGAUCCAGAACUAGCUGAACAAUUAAAUUUAUACGAAGCAAGUCUACGAUAUGAGGAUGGUGAAGAUUUCGAUGAAUUACCUUUACCGGUUAGUGGUCGUGAAAGUUUACGUCAAGGUAGACGUAUGAGUAGAGUACAGUUUAUGAAAACACCUGAAGGUGAAGCACUAUUAUCAUCUAUGCAUGCUUUACCAACUAGUCAAUCAAUGGCUAGUGAUAUGGAUGGAAUGCUUGGUCGUAAAUCAAAACGUUUCCAAUCAGUAGAAAAUUUACAAAAUAGUGGAUUACCAAAAAGUAUUAAAAAUGCAAAUUUCCAUCCACAUACAAAACAAACCGAACAGAAACUAGUCAAUGCUUUCCUAGCUAAAGAAGGCAAACACAAUGAAAAUUUGAGUCGAGAUGAUAAACGAAAACCUGAAAUGAAUGGUUAUAUUGAUAAUUUAACAAAAAUUCAGUUAAAUCGUCUUACAUCCAAUGAAAACGGAGAAACAACUCAUAAACUGCCACAUUUCGAGCAGUCUUUAACCAAUGGUCAAGUAGAUAGUCCACAUCACAAUAAUUCUGUUGAUGUUGAUAGCAACGGUGCUAUGAAGACGUAUCGUAUAACACGUUCCAAAGGAAUCUCGCUGGUGUAUGAUGAAGAAUUAAGUAAUAUGGAAACUGGCACGUGUGAUACUUCAAUAAGUCCCACACUCCCAUACGAAAAUGAUAAUACCAGUGAAAAUCCUGAAAAGGAGGUUGAUUUAACCCAUUUAGACGUUACAGAUACAAAUUCAACAAGUGUGUUUACACUUGAAUACAUAAACUCAACCUUUGAUAUUAUCGAACGAGAUGAAAAUCUAACACCUACCGAAUUAAACUCAAGUUCAGAUCAUCAGUACUCUACUAAAGAUGUGGUACAUUUUACUUUUAAUGAAGAAAUCAACAUAGAAUCAGAUCGAAAGUGUACCUUAGAUACAGAGAAUGGAAUGAAUCAAAGUGUUGGGAAUGAGAUGUCACAAAAUUCACAUGAUGUAUCUGUAAAUAAUGGACAUGUAGAAGAAGUGAAUAACAAAGAAUUUAAUACUCAAAAAACUGAAUCUAUGGAUGAUGUGAAAGGCAAAUCUAUCGUUGUACCUGAUAGUCCAAUUGCUGGAUCAUUAAAGAAUAAAAUAGAAGCACUUAAUCGUGCAUCACAAAAACAAUCUGAACAUUCUACACCGAUUAGUCCACCAUCAGUUACUUUAUCCAAUACAACUGGAACAGUGCAUUUAUUAAAAGAAAAACAUUCAUCAUUUGAAAAUACUGAGGAACCAGUUAAACCUCAGCUACCACGUGAACGUACUGGUAAAAUUUUGUCGGUCAAAGAUCGUUUUGAAUCAGGGAUAUCAACAAAACCACCAAGUUCUCCUGGCUCUUUAGUAUCUCCUAAAAAGGUAAAUACAGAACAAACAACUACACCAGCCAGUUCAAUUCUAGGAGAAUCAGAAACAAAUGUGGAAACGUUUUGGCAACGUUGUUUGGAUAAAGUUAAACGACGGCCACUUCGUCUGAAAGAUUUAGACUUUACUGAUCUUGAAGCCGAAGAACAAGAGGAUGGUAAAGAAUCACCUAGAUUUUUAGGUCCUGGACCGCCGCCACCACCACCACCUUUUGGAGGUGGUCUUCCCCCUCCACCCCCGCCUCCGCCUCCAACUGCUUCAGGAGUUGCUCCUCCUCCACCACCACCAGCUCCUGGAGCUAGUGAAUCUCCAAGUAUACCUUCGAAUCUUCCACCAGCUCCUGGUACAGAGUUGCCUAAGUCAAAGAAAACUAUUCGUCUUCACUGGACUGAAUGGAAACCAACUGCAAAAGACUUAAAAAUGAUCGCAUCAACUAAGUUUUCAUCAUCAUGUGAUAAACCAGAUAAAGCUACGGGUAUAGGCAGUAGAUUCACUUCUGCUUUAUCGAAUAACAAAACAAAAGAAGUGAAAAGAGACGUGAAAACUAUUGCGAAUGCUACAGUUUGGUCUGAAAUUGUUCCAGUGAAAUUAGAUCCGGAUUUUUUGGAAGAAACAUUUGAAAAUCGUUCGUCUGACAUAAAAAUAAAGGAUAUGAAACAAGAGGUGGCUGUCAAAAAAAUUGAAGUUUUAGACAUGAAACGUUCAAAUGCAAUCAAUAUUGGUUUAAAAGUUUUACCACCACCGCGUACAAUCAGUUCUGCAAUUUUAAAAAUGGACCAUUCAAUUAUAAAUAGAGAGGGUAUCGAGAAACUUUUAACAACAAUGCUACCAACAGAUGAAGAAUGUGAAGCUAUAAUGAAAGCAAAAGCAGAACAAGAUGGAUUACCACUUGGACAAGCUGAACAAUUUCUUGUUACAUUGUCAGCAAUAAGUCAUUUAAAGCCACGUUUAGAAUUAUGGUUAUUCAAAUUGGAUUAUGAACAGAAUGAAAAAGAAAUAGCUGAACCGUUAAAUGAUUUAAAACAGGCUGUUAUAGAACUUAUCAAUUGUAAAACUUUACGGUAUAUUCUAUCCGUUCUUUUGUCUAUUGGAAAUUUUUUAAAUGGUUCAACUGCUAGAGGAUUUACGUUGGAUUAUCUAGGUCGGUUACCUGAAGUUAAAGAUACGAAAUAUAAGAAUAGUUUGUUACAUCACGUAUGCUCUAUAGUAUUGGACCAAUUUCCUGAUAGUACAGAUUUACAUUCGGAAUUAGGAGCAUUAUGUCGUUGUCAUCGAGUUGAUUGGGAUGAAUUACCGAAACGUUUGGAGAAACUAGAAACAGAUAGUAAACGAGCUUGGGAACAUUAUCGAUUAAUAUUCAGUUCUGAAAAAGAAUCAAAUAAAAAUAUCAAGCUUUCUGACUUUCUUACUGAUGCUAUGGAACGAGUGAUUUGUUUACAGAUGGUUUAUCGACGAAUGUCUGCCAGAUUUCGACAUACUCUGGAAUAUCUUGGUUAUAGUGCAGCUAGAGCCUCUAGUACUUCAGUUGGUUACUUUUGUCGAAUUCUAGCUGAAUUCGCUCUGGAAUAUAGAACAACUCGAGAGAAAAUUAUUGAAGGACGAGAGAAAAAAGCGUUAGCACGAGAACGCAAACGAACAAGAGGAAAAUUAAUUGUAGAUCUUAACACUAUAAUGGAAUUACAAUCAGAAGUUGUUCAAGCAAAAACUGUUACUGGUUUACGAAAUGCACCAAAUGAUCUAGUUCAAUCGAAAGAUGAUGCGGAACUUCGUGAUUUAUUACUUCGACCUUCUAAUGAAACUGACUCAGACGCAUCAUCAUUUACAGCUACAAUUAGACGACGUCUUCAUACUCCUGGACCAGCUCCUAGAAGAUUAGCACCUCCAAAUCGUGGACGAAGUCCAGGUUUAUUAUGUGAAACAUCAGACGCAUCAAUGGAAGCAUUAGAUCAAGAACAAGAUAUCCUAUUAGAUGCUUGUUUACGUGCAAGUACGCCAUCUAUCAAUUCUCAUGGGGCAUCAGGACGACGUGUUCCACCAAAAGAUCGUAGAAGACCUACAGAUCGUUCAAGAUUUUCAGUUUUCCAGUGCGUUUUGAGAGAUGUCUCGUUUUGUUUUUCACUAAUUGUUGUUGUUGCUUUUAUGUUUGUUUUGGAAAAUAUUUAAGUUUGUACAUGAUGUAAUUUAUUGAAAUUGAAUGCUACUCAAUGUGUGUUCGCGUAUCUAUUUAUAUGCUUGUAUACAAGGCUAUUAUGCAAUGGUGAUGUGAAUUACAAUCCGAUUAUUUUAUAUAUUUUUUUAAAAUGAUCUAAACUAUUUAUUUAUUUCACGAGAAAUUCGGUAUUGUCUUUAAAUUAGUGUAAAUGAUGCUUGUAUUCAAUAUAUUAUUGACGAAGAUGUCUAGUCUAAAAAUAAUAAUAAUAAUAAAGGUCGUUGAAAUGAUAGGGCGGAUUUUUAGUUUAGUUGUAUGUUUUUUGCUGGUGUUACGUUCUGCGGUCUGAAUGGGAUUUAUUAUUAUUCUAAAUAACAUCGUUAAUAUCUACUUUAAGCAGUAAAUAAACCCUGAUAAUUUUAUUCAGAACGAUGAAAGCUUUACAAUUAUAUAAAAAUAAAAACAUCCAGUUUAAAGAACACUGAAAUGUCUCCAAAAAGCACUUCAUAAUUAUCUUUGAAACUUCAUAUUGUUGAAUUUUCUGUUGUGGAAUUGUGAAAAUCUCUAUGUAGACGUUUAUUAACUGAAUUCCAAAGUAAUUCCCUUCAAAACACGAGUUAUACUGCUUUGGUAAACUUUCAGAAUAUCUAACAAAUUUCAUUUCAGUCACUGUUCUAGUUUAGUUAGAUUAUGUACGAAGAGGUUGGUUCGAAUUCAACAUGGCUUACAUCAACUAGAAAACUACUAAAAAUUAAAUAUUAUUGGAUAGUUGUCUCGUUAUCAUUUGAGAUUCGUCAACAGUAAAUGAACACAACUGAUGCAUUAUAUCAUUGUUCAUAUGGAACAAUCAAUCUCACAACUUAUCAUGCAUGCUGUUUGGUAUAUACAAAAGUCAUUCUCUGUGUAGCUAUUUAUUUAUAGCACGUGUAAUGCAUAUUCAUUAUGGUUUAGAAAACAUUAUGACAUUUCAUUAUCGUUUUCAUUUUGAUUCUUGCAAAGUACAUCUCUUUUGAUUAUUACCACUAUUAUUUGUGAAUUGAUUAUCCCUAAUUUUUCUUUUAAAUUUCUUCUCCACAUUAUUUUUUUGGUUCGAAAUUCAAAUCAGUCCGUCGAACUCUUAACAAGAAAUUAGCUGAAGAUGAUAUCAAAGCCAUUGAACGUGUUAUACAAGCAUCAGCAAAAACCUGAAUUCAAAAAGUUUUGCUAUCCAAUAAAUUAAAAUGUCUGUAUACAUGAAUAAAUGGAUAAAUCUGCAUUCAUAUUACAAAACUGUGUUGUAAUGUAUGAAUAACUAUUUUAAAGAUGUCGAUGGAUUAAACGUAUUUUCUUUCUGUAUAUAGAAACAAACCUUUACCAACUACCUUUUGUGUGGAAUAAUAACAGUCCUCUGAAUAUUGUUGAUUAAAACGAAAUUUUCUUUUCAUUAUUCUCAUCUUUGUACAUUGAUACAAAUACACACAUGUAUGUAUCACCGAGCAUAUAAUAUAUUCGAUGUGUGUAUAUGUACCUUAACUUCUUACAGGCAUUGUAACUCUGGUAACUUACCUUUUUAGUUUAAACCAUCUGUUACUAACCUAUCCUCAAUUCUAUAAUGAAAGAGUCUGAAAUUUAGCUCAAGCGAAUUCUAUUUGUUGUUCAAUAACUUGGCAACAGACAGGAUACCCAAUGCCAUCUUUUUCUCUCCAUUACAAGUCUUCUUCAACUCCCCUACUACAAUUACAUUUAUUCAUCACCCAUGUGGUAGUGAAGUAAUCCUCCUAAAUGUUUACCUCAAAUUCCUUUUAUUCUACAAGAGUGCAACUCUCAUACUAUCUAUGCAUAAUACUCUGAUAGACAUACUCAUACAAUCAAAAUGUAAGCAAUUACACAAGAUUACAAAAGACAUUCGCCUUAUUGAUGAUUGUAUGAUAUACAACAGCCGAAGUUGUUGUUAUCGGUCUUAGUACUAAUAGGAGCAGAGUAGAAAUUGUAUAUUCGCUAACUUUUAUAGUUUCUUUUGCAAAAGAGUUGAUCGGAUUUUGCCCAAAUUUCUUUUAGUUGCCUUUAAUUAUAAUGUAUCUUUUCUUUCAAAUUUCGUUUGUUCUAAUUUGUUAUUACCUUCACUUAAACAAACAAAAACAAUUUGUUUGUUUUUCGACUUUAUAUAUUUUAUUUUCAUAAUCAAUUUCUCUUUCGUUACACACUGGAUUCUAUGACUUGAGAGAAAAAUAACAAACUAUUUACUAGAUAGAUUGCGCUUUCAGUUAUUCUUCAAAACAAAACACGAUAACAAGAUCUAUCCUUCUUUCUCCCUCUCUUUUUCAUGUGUGCAAAUGUAUGCACAUUAUGUUCCCAGUCAACCCCUUUCUUCUCCUCUUAUAUUCUUUCGGCUUGAGCAAUUAUGAGAUUACAAGGAAAAAGAUGCAUUUUUAAGUUUUUCAUUGUUUAUUCCGUUGUUUUUUCAUUUAUCAAUCAAGUUUAAAUGUGAUUUCCUUUAAUGAUCAUUUUCUAAUGUUCAAAUUUCCUUUUUAAAAAAACGCAUUCACUUCCUAUAUUUUUUAAUUUGCUGCUAUCCAUAGUUUGCCAAGUUUCCAAGACAAAUCGUAAUGUAUAAACCUCUCUUUAUAAUAUAUAUAUCGAUCCCCUAGACAAUUUAUUGUCAAACGAAAAUUCAAAUUAAUUCAGUUGGAUAAGUGAAGAGAAUGUGUUAAUCCGUGUUAACUUAGUUGGACUUUAUUGUUUCCGAAUCUUUGGUAUUUCUCCCCAUCCUUACCUGUAUUUUAUGUUUUUAUGUAAUACCACUGCUGAGAUUUUAUUUUUUAGAUAGAAUAUAUAUAUAUAUAUAUAUAUA
Messenger RNA from Schistosoma spindalis, 7387 nucleotides. The record is from the annotation of a GenBank genome assembly. NCBI's taxonomy places the organism in Eukaryota, Metazoa, Platyhelminthes, Trematoda, Strigeidida, Schistosomatidae.